Drepanopeziza brunnea f. sp. 'multigermtubi' MB_m1 is the source of this 1212-nucleotide messenger RNA. The record is from RefSeq and is a predicted model, not a curated record. Lineage: Eukaryota; Fungi; Ascomycota; Leotiomycetes; Helotiales; Drepanopezizaceae.
AUGGUCGGACAGCCUUCCUUGACUGGCAUUCGUGUAUUAGAAUUCGCUGGACUUGCUCCUGGCCUUUUGCUUGCAGAUAAUGGAGCCUCAGUUCUACGACUGGAUCGUGCGAUUCCGAACCUCACCCACUCAAAUUCGAGCGAGCUGCCUCCACCUACGGCCGACUUGCUUACUCGGCGCAAGUCCUCGAUAGCAGUAGACCUCAAGUCUGCUCGGGGAGUAGACUUCGUAAAGUCUCUCAUCCCACACACGGAUGUUGUGAUUGAUCCCUUCCGACCUGGCAUCCUGGAGAAGCUGGGCUUGGGACCGGAGGUCUUGCUCAGAAUCAACCCGAGAAUUAUAGUAGGACGCAUUACAGGGUUCCGGAGGGAUGGCAAAUACAAAUAUAUGGCUGGGCACGAUAUAAAUUAUAUCGCCGUUUCUGGAGCUUUGGCUAUGCUGGGGAGAAAAGGCGAGAAGCCUUUGCCUCCUGCGAAUAUCCUCGGUGACUUUGCUGGUGGAGGAGCUACACUAUUCCAAGGAAUCUUGCUUGCACUGCUGGCUCGCGAGAAGAAUGGUAAAGGUCAGGUCGUGGAAGCGAAUAUGGUCGAUGGAGCCUCAUAUCUCAUGUCGUUUCCACGAAUGUUAUUGAAAGCACCGAUGUGGGACCGACCCCGAGGAGAGAAUAUGUUGGAUAGUGGCUCGCCAUGGUACGACACUUACGAAACGAAGGAUGGGAAAUACAUGUCUGUGGGCGCUCUGGAACCCCAAUUUUUUGCGGAACUUCUAAGGGGUCUUGGUUUGAGUGGUAAGGGUAUUGAGAAGUCAAGAUCAGAUCGAAGUACUUGGCCGGAAUUGAAGGCGACUUUCGAAAGAAUAUUCAAGGAGAAAACGAGGACGGAAUGGGAAAAAGUUUUCGACAAGACAGAUGCGUGUUGCACGCCUGUCCUCGAAUACAGGGAGCUCGAAACAGAUCUCAGCCGAGAAGGCGAUCAAAGACCACCCGUCACUCUCCGAGAGACCCCCAGCUUAGCAAUCUCGAAAGGCCCGAUCACCAGAGACCCAUCGACCGGACAAGGCCCUGGAGUCGAAGGCGAAUCGUAUAGAGGCGAAGCACUAUACCCAGGUCAAGGCGGAGAAGACGCAUUGAAUCAAUGGCUGGGCUGGAAGCGCGGCAAGGACUUUGAGGUAGAAGAUGGAGGUCUGGUAAGAGGAGCGCUGCCCAAGUUAUGA